Pecten maximus is the source of this 2174-nucleotide messenger RNA. RefSeq lists its product as uncharacterized. The record is from RefSeq and is a predicted model, not a curated record. Lineage: Eukaryota; Metazoa; Mollusca; Bivalvia; Pectinida; Pectinidae. Gene Ontology annotation, molecular function: nucleic acid binding. Gene Ontology annotation, biological process: DNA integration.
UCAACAGCAUUUACGAUCCUCUGGGUUUCAUCUCGCCAGUAGUGGUUCAUGGAAGGAUCUUAAUGAGGGAUAUGAUAACAGAACAGACAGACUGGGAUGAACCAUUGGACAUAAAAUACAAAGAAGGUUGGGUUAAAUGGUGUCAAUCAUUGAAGGAUUUGGAGGACUUGUCAAUUUCUCGAACAUACCUCCCAAUUUCCCUGUCUAGCACUUCAGAACAGGAAGUCCACAUAUUUUCGGAUGCUUCAGAGAAGGCAAUUUGCGCAGUGGCAUAUAUGAAAGCAACAGACAUAAAUGGAGAUACACAUGUUGGAUUCAUUAUUGGAAAAUCCAAAGUAUCACCUAAGCACGGUCACACGAUACCUAGGCUAGAAUUAUGCGCAGCAGUCAUUGCGGUAGAGCUUUCAGAGACUGUGUCGGAACAUUUGUGCUUUCCUGUCGAGCAGAUGAAGUUCUAUACCGAUAGUAAAGUCGUGUUAGGGUACAUCAAUAACCGCGUCAGGCGUUUCUACGUUUAUGUUGAGAAUCGUGUCAACAGGAUUCUGAGGACGACUCUACCUAAACAGUGGAGUUACGUGUCAACCAAUGACAACCCGGCAGACUUAGGAACACGACCAGUCUCGUCUCAUCUGCUAGAUUGUAGUGAUUGGAUUCGAGGCCCAGAAUGUAUUCAUACCUGCGAAUUGACCUCUGAUGAAACAUUUCAGCUCCAAUACCCUGAAAAGGACUCCGAAAUUCGUCCUGAAGAUGAAGUGCAUUGUUUAAAACUCUCAGUUCGUCGACACCAUGAGUAUGAUCUUGGCACCAAACGUUUUGAGAAAUUUUCGCAUUGGGAAAAUUUGGUACAUGCUAUCAUGUUCCUGAAGAGUUUUGCCCAGAGACUAUCAGUUCAGAAAUGCAGCAUGAGAUCUACACUGGGAGAGAAGCCGAUUGCACAGGAUUUGAGAGCUUCCGUCGAGAGACUCAUUAUAAUAGAAAUACAGAGAGAGGCAUUCAGUAGGGAAAUAAAUUGUUUACUGAAUGGCAAGGAGCUCCAGAAGGACAGUAGUAUCCGGAGUUUGAAUCCUUUCAUUGACAAUGAUGGUAUUGUUAGGGUUGGAGGACGCUUGAACAAUGCUGACCUCAGCAAAAUGGAGAAAAAUCCUGUUUUGAUCCCUAGACGUCAUCAUGUAGCAACAUUAUUAAUUCGUCACUAUCACGACAAAGUCAGACACCAAGGCCGCCUUCUGACUGAAGGAGCAAUACGAAACGCUGGGUUUUGGAUCGUUGGAUGUCGACGCAUGAUAAACUCGUAUCUUCGUAAGUGUGUCCGGUGUUUGAAAUUACGAGGAAAACAACACUUUCCUAAGAUGGCCGAUCUUCCAUGCGAUCGGUUGGAUCCAGCUCCCCCAUUCAGUUUCAUUGGAAUAGACGUUUUCGGACCAUGGACUGUCCUCAGUAGGAAAACGCGUGGUGGGCAGGCUCAUUCGAAGAGAUGGGCUGUGAUUUUUACAUGUUUAGUCAUCCGUGCUAUUCAUAUAGAGGUGAUUCAAGAAAUGACAUCAUCCAGUUUCAUAAACGCACUUCGUCGUUUCAUUUCAUUAAGAGGAGAGUUCAAACUCAUUCGAUCGGAUUGUGGAACCAACUUUGUUGGAGCAGCAAAAGAUAUUGGUGCAAACAUUAUUGAUAUCGAAGAACCCAAUCUUAAAGCCUUCUUAGCACAGAAAGGCAUCUCUUGGAGGUUCAACCCGCCUCAUUCAUCCCACAUGGGUGGGGUCUGGGAGCGUCUGAUUGGCAUUUCGCGGAGAAUUCUUGAUUCACUCCUUUUGGAUGUUCCGCACAAAAACCUUACACAUGAAGUCCUCUCUACAUUCAUGGCAGAGGUUUGUUCCAUUAUAAACGCGAGGCCCCUUACAGGUGUUCCAUCGGACCCGGAGUCUCCUAUGCCACUGACACCAUCAACCUUAUUGACAUUGAAGACGAAUCAUACAGUGGAGUCCUUCUGUAUUGAGGAAUUCUCUCCGAUGGAUCUUUACAAAAGUCAGUGGAGGUGCGUUCAACAACUCGCGAACUGCUUCUGGAAAAGGUGGAAGAAUGAAUUUCUUUCAUCUCUACAGGCAAGACGGAAGUGGCAGAGCGAAAGCAAAAAUGUUACUGAAGGAGACGUUGUCCUCGUCCGAGACAAAACGCUACAU